Molecule: messenger RNA, 1461 nt
Organism: Laetiporus sulphureus 93-53
Lineage: Eukaryota; Fungi; Basidiomycota; Agaricomycetes; Polyporales; Laetiporaceae
Exons: 6
Coding region: 79-1275 (398 amino acids)
Cellular component (GO): cytoplasm
Molecular function (GO): oxidoreductase activity
Source: RefSeq, a predicted model, not a curated record
UACUGCCGCACGCAUUGCGCAAGUCCUUUCUUCCUUGAACGCACCUGGCCGCGCGGGACGACAGAGUACGAGACAAAAAUGACUUCUCAUUAUAAAGACGUCCUGCUCGUCGGUUUCGGCGCGGUAGGCGCAAUCUAUUCCUUGAUUUUGAAGAGAAGUGGCCUUGCUCGGAUCACUGCCGUCGCAAGGAGUAAUUAUGAUGCCGUUAACGCUCACGGAUUGAACAUCAAGAGCCGCAAGUAUGGAGAGCUCCAGGGCUGGAAGCCAGAUAGGCUCUUCCGGUCUGUCGCGCAAGCCCUCGACCGCCCAUACUCUUAUGUCGUUAUCACGACAAAGGCGAUCCCUGAGCUGAUACGCACCUCGACCCUUUUGGAACCCCUGCUGCAGCCCGAGUAUGCCGACAAAUAUCUGCAGCCGACAUACGUUCUGAUGCAGAACGGCCUCAAUGUCGAGGUCGAUCUGUACCACGCUCUGAAGAAACUGAACACGUCCGAAGAGCCCAGGAUCAUCAGCACUGCUGUUUGGAUCGGCACAGGCAUGCUGAACAGCAACACCGUAGAACAUUCUGAAUUCGAUCGCGUAUCGCUAGGCAUAUACCGCCCCACCACGAACAACACCGAAAACACACCGGAAGAAACUGCCAUUCUCGAAGACUUCGCACACAUCCUCGCAGCGGGCGGUACCGAGACGACCGUCGUCCCCGAGAUCCAACGCGUCAAAUAUUCCAAAAACUUUUGGAACGCCUGCCUCGGCAUCACAGCCGCCCUCACGCGUUUCCCACUCACUGCCGUCUUCCGCCCACCGCACCUCGCGCCCGGCGCCUCGCAGACCGCCCCUCCCGCUCCCGAGCCAACCAACCCAAAUCAAGAGCCGCAAACGCCCUCGGCCGCCGCCACCGCGGACAUCCCCAGCGCGUCCCCCGCCAUCAGCACAUACGCCAUCCCGCUAUUGUACGAUGCGAUGAGCGAGGUGUAUGCACUCGGCAUGGUGCUCUUCCCGCCGUCCGAGUCCGGGCCUCCCGGGCUCGACCCGGACAUCGUGCGCAAGACGCUCGUGAACACUUCACGACUGCACGCGCGCCCCGAAGCGAAUCACCGCGCGAGCACGCUCGUGGACGUCGAGAAUGGCCGCCCGACGGAGGUGGAGGUCAUCCUCGGUGAACUGGUGAGGAUGGGCCGCCGGGAGGGCGUGCCGAUGCCGAGAAUUGAGACGUUCUAUGCAUUGAUGUUGAUCAUUCAAAACCAACUCCUGCAGCAAAAGAAGGCAUCCUUGUGAAUGUAUAAUACGGAUGUAGUUCUGCGUUGCGGUUGGAACUUAUACGCUUCUUGAUUAGUUGUCCUCCUGUGUAGCCGGGAUCAAUGCUUUUUGCUCAUCGGUCUGUCUGUGAAGGGCGUAUGCAUGAGCCACUUUGUUCGUUCAUUGUCUGCUUGUUAUACAAGGCAAGCGAAAAGCAACGUCAGC